Molecule: messenger RNA, 323 nt
Organism: Owenia fusiformis
Lineage: Eukaryota; Metazoa; Annelida; Polychaeta; Sabellida; Oweniidae
Source: the annotation of a GenBank genome assembly
AAGGAUCAAAUACACCUCCAAAGAAAAGUAAGGAUGUUGCCCCUUGUUCUUUUGUUCGCCACCGCCCUGGCCAGUGGGCCCCCAGUCGACAUUGACGACCCAGAUUCCUGUUUGGCGACUGGUUAUCUACCUGGUAUAGACUUUGGAGAGGACUGUUGUUCGUUUGUUGUCUGUGAUGACGCACAACUGAACAAGACUGGAUACGUAGGCAAGUGUAUGGGAGGUACUGUGUGGAACGAUGUCCUGGUUGUAUGUGAUGAUGCCAAGCAGGUUCCCGAUUGCGACCCACUCAGCUGUGCCGUCCCAAAGAGAACCAAUGCCGA